Molecule: messenger RNA, 1470 nt
Organism: Aspergillus mulundensis
Lineage: Eukaryota; Fungi; Ascomycota; Eurotiomycetes; Eurotiales; Aspergillaceae
Gene: gprM
Product: protein gprM
Exons: 3
Coding region: 1-1470 (489 amino acids)
Source: RefSeq, a predicted model, not a curated record
AUGUCUGGGAACAAUUUGAAUGGAGAGUGCCCAGUUCCGUACUACCAGGAGUCGCUCUUUGACCCUGAUGGUGGAUUUCUCGGAGGACGCCUCUGCCAGGAGUUGGGCAAUGUUACCUGCUGCCUGCCAUGUCCACAAGCAUCGUGGAUGUAUGGAGAAGAGCUGCAGGAGCAAACGAGAAUCGCAAGCUGGGUCUCCGUCGCCGUAUUGCCGCUCUGCGUAUUCCUACUCGUGUCGUAUGCGGUUCUGCCGGCAAAGCGAACACACCGUCACUAUCUGAGCAUCUGCUUUACCCUGGGCAUUUGCUGCAUGCAGAUCGCCUUCAUCAUCCCCCUCGGUACGAAGCCGGACCAAUGCUACAAUGAGAUCACGCCCCGAGAUAUGUACUCCAGCGUAUCUUGUGCCUUUACCGGCGCAAUGCUGCUCUUCGGCGGAUGGGUGGUUGUGGUGUUUAGUUUUAUCCGCACCAUUGCAUUCCAUCUUCAAGUUUGCUGGGAGGUGAUUCUCGGGCCUCGGUUUAUGUGGGGGGCAUUCAUUUGUGGUCUGGGAGUACCCGUCAUCGGAACAUCGGUGAUGCUUGCCCUGACAGGAGUAUCGUUCCGUUUUGGCGAUGUGUGCCAUAUAAACAUCGAGAAGAGUUUGCAGGACUACUGGAUACCUAUCAUAGCAUUCUCAGGCGCAGCCCUUAUUAUGCAAUUUAGCACCAUGGGGUACUGCGUGCACAUCUACAUCAAGUCCCUUUACGAUACUGCGUCGACCACCAACAGCUCAAACAUUCCAUCCUAUACCGCCAGCGCCGUCACUCUCAGCGCUCGUCAAGCAUACCGCCGUGUCCGCAAGAUCCUCAAGUUACAAUGGCGAAGCAACUGCCUCGUUCUCGUCAUCCUCGCCAACGUCCUCAUUUUUGCCGUGAUCUUCAUCAAAACAAAUAGCCAGACGGAAAUGACGCCAGCGAACGUCGAAAAGGCCCUGCCGUGGCUCAUGUGCCUCGUAACAAGCGAGGGAGAUGCUUCACAAUGCUACGACAAAGCCAGGGAUUUCGGACCAAACAAAGCAACUCUGCUCACACUUCUCAUUCUCUUGACUCUGGUCGGCCUCUGGAACUUUGUCCUAUUUGCGCGCCCUUCUAUGUUCCUUGGAUGGUGGGACUUGCUAUUCCGUCCCAAUGACCGCGCUCAAUUCGAAUUCGUCUCUGCGGACGCCCGCAAAAAGCGCAGCGACGCAAGCAACUACGAAAUGCUAUCACCCUUCAAGAAUCCCGAGCCGUAUGCAGAGCCAUACGCAGAACCCUACGUCCGGGCCCCAAGCCCCGCGUACACCGCACGGACAAUGAGUCCGGACCUGAACAACCACUACGGUCGAGACGCACGAUACGUACGGCCAUCGAUGAGCUUUUCCGGGCCACGCCCACCAACGUCACCAGGACGAGACUGGGAUCCCGCGUCUACAUUUGCGCCGGGCAACCGAUGA